AUGCCAGAGGUAGGAGUAUGCAAUUACAUUGGAACAGAAGGGACCAGUUCAGACAAGCUACCAUCACAUAUUGAUGACUUAUUUAACAGAAGUAUUGUACAUUUACAAGAAAAAGAAAACCGAUACCUGAAGGAACUUCUUCAGGCAUACUCAGACGUUUUUGCAAAAUCAGCGGAUGAUAUGGGGAGAAACUUUCAAGCCGAUAUUUUCCAGAGAAUGUGCAAUCUAUUAGGCAUUCAUAAAACCCGAACUACGAGUUUCAGACCACAAUCCAACGGUGGUGUGGAACGUUUCAAUAGAACACUUGCCUCUAUGUUAUCGAUGUACUGUAAACAAAAACAAGAUCAAUUGGACCAGUAUCUACAACAGGUGAUGAUGGCAUACAGAUCUUCCGUACAUGCAUCUACUUCAAAGACACCAAAUGAUAUGCUCUUUGGAAGGGAGGUAACUUUACCGCUGCAGGCUGUGAUCCCACAGCCAGAUACUGAAAUUCAAGAAAACCGGUUACCAGAUGACUAUGUGGCACACCUACAAAAUAAAUUAAAAGAAAAUCAUGCAUUUGCAAGGAAAGCACUCAAAAAGAUCUCUAUAUAUCAGAAAAAGAGAUAUGAUCUUAACGCCAAGAAAAGAAUCUUUAAAAGGGGGGAAGCUGUUUGGAUUUACGACCCAAUAAGGAAAAAGGGAGUAUGCUCAAAACUCACACCUAAAUGGAAAGGACCAUUUAUAAUUGAAAAGAGAAUAGAUGAUGUUACUUACUGA
Molecule: messenger RNA, 759 nt
Organism: Mytilus trossulus (common blue mussel)
Lineage: Eukaryota; Metazoa; Mollusca; Bivalvia; Mytilida; Mytilidae
Exons: 1
Coding region: 1-759 (252 amino acids)
Biological process (GO): DNA integration
Molecular function (GO): nucleic acid binding
Source: RefSeq, a predicted model, not a curated record